AUGAAGAAGAUAUUUGUUUUGAUUUUGAUAGUCUGGACUGGUUUUGGACAUGGCCAAAGAACGUUUGAUGUUCUCGACUACGGUGCUGUUGGAGAUGGAAAAACUGACGAUUCCAAGGCUUUUCUAAAAGCAUGGGGAGAGUUGUGUGGAGCAGCAGAUGAACCUAAUGGCGUGCCAACACUUGUUAUACCAGAGAUGAAAGCAUUCUUAUUGCAACCCAUCAAGUUUCGAGGUCCUUGCAACUCAAAUGGUGUUCAUGUUCAGAUCAUGGGCAAACUGGUGGCACCUAAAAUGCUGGAUGGAUGGACCGAGUGUGAAUCAGAUUCAGAUUGGCUCCAAUUCAAGGAUGUGGGCAAUCUCGUAGUUGAUGGUUCAGGAGAAAUCGACGGUCAGGGUUCAUCUUGGUGGACCACUACCAACCAAUACGACAGAUUAUCACGCAAACUCAUGAUGAACAAGCAGAAUUGCAAAGCACCAGAUGCUCUGCACUUCCAUGGAUGCGAUAAUCUUAAACUAAGUGGACUUACUCAUCUAAACAGCGCAAGAGCCCACAUUGCUAUAAGCAGGUGCAACAAUGUGUAUGUGUCUCAUCUCACCAUAACCGCACCUGAAGACAGUCCAAACACUGAUGGCAUUGACAUCUCAAACUCACGCAAUGUCUUCAUUCAAAACUCUGCUAUCGGAACCGGCGAUGACUGCAUAGCCAUCAACGGUGGCUGCUACGAUCUCAACAUUGCCAACAUCGCGUGUGGGCCGGGUCAUGGUAUUAGUGUGGGAAGCUUGGGAGCGAAUGGGGCUCUUGAGACAGUGCAAAAUGUGUACGUGAGAGAUAGUAGUUUUAGUGGGACUACAAAUGGAGCUAGGAUCAAGACAUGGCAGGGAGGAUCGGGGUACGCUAAGAACAUAACCUUUGAGAAGAUCACACUCGAUGCAGCUAAAAAUCCCAUCAUCAUUGACCAGUUUUAUUGUAAUAAUGAUCACAACUGUAAAAGUCAAGCCUCGGCUCUGUUGGUGGAAGAUGUGAAGUACAUUGAUUUUGAAGGAACAUCUGCGAAUGAGGAAGCGAUCAAAUUAGAUUGUGACCAGAAUUCAGGUUGCCGCAACAUUAUAAUGGACCGCAUCAAAAUCACCUCGGUGGUUCCUGAUAAGAAGAUUUAUGCUUCUUGCAACAAUGCUAUUGGAACUUCCAUUGGCACCAUUGUGCCCAAUGUACCUUGCCUCAAGUCAGGGACGGAACCGACUACUUCUCCGCCAGCUAUGCCUUUGCCAACCGUGCCUCUGCCAGCUACGCCUCCGCCGUCUCUGCCUUUGCCCGUUAUGCCUCCGCCGUCUCCGCCUGUGCCCGUUAUGCCUCCGCCGUCUCCGCCUGUGCCUGUUAUGCCUCCGCCAUCUCUGCCUGUGCCUGUUAUGCCUCCGCCAUCUCCGCCAGUGCCCGUUAUGCCUCUGCCUGUGCCUGUUAUGCCUCCGCCAUCUCCGCCUGUGCCCGUUAUUCCUCCACCAUCUUCGUCUGUGCCCGUUAUUCCUCCACCAUCUCCGCCUGUGCUCGUUAUGCCUCCGCCAUCUCCACCUCUGCCGGCUGCACCUCCACUAGUUCUUAUUUUGCCAGCUCCACCCUUGCCAGAAACGCCUCCGCCCCUACCAGCUACUCCUCAUCCAUCUCCGCUCCUACCGGCCACGCCUCCGCAGUCUCCGCCCUUACCAGCUAUGCCUCCGCAAUCUCCACUCUUGCCAGCUACACCUCCGCAAUCUCCACCCUUGCCAGCUAUGCCUCCGCAAUCUCCGCCCUUGCCAGCUACGCCUCCGUCAUCUCCACCCUUGCCAGCUACGCCUCCGCCUCUACAGGUUAUGCCUCCGCCUUUGCUAAAUAGGCCUCGCCCAACUCUGCCUUUGCCAACUACACCUCCACCAGUUCCUCUGCUUACGCCCCUAGCUCCGCUGGUACCAACUCUGCCUCCCCCAACUCCGCCACCAAUACCACAAAUGUCCUUCACAGGGGAACCAGGAGUGCCAGAUAUUUACUUCACACCUGGUGCAUCUAGUGCUACUAAACUUCAUAAGAAACACUAUAUUUGGUGUCAAUUACUGAUCGUGUGUGUGUUAACAAGACUACUGUUUGGCUAA
Molecule: messenger RNA, 2121 nt
Organism: Prunus dulcis (almond)
Lineage: Eukaryota; Viridiplantae; Streptophyta; Magnoliopsida; Rosales; Rosaceae
Product: probable polygalacturonase At3g15720
Exons: 5
Coding region: 1-2121 (706 amino acids)
Biological process (GO): carbohydrate metabolic process
Molecular function (GO): polygalacturonase activity
Source: RefSeq, a predicted model, not a curated record